AUGACGGGUAAAAGGAAGCAUGAUUCAGGAUGUUUCAAGAGAAAGAAAAAAGAGAUGCAAAACAAACUCACACAAUCUUUACAAGGAUCUAUGGAUAGGUAUGUGAAACCUAUCAAUAUAUUGGGUAAUUCAAGUGAGAAUGUCACUGUUAAUGAUAAUUUGCCUGAGAAGUUAGUGGAUGAAAAUAUCAAUGACUUGAAUGUUGAUACUAAUUUUCCUGAGAAUUUUGUGGAUGAAAAUUUUAAUGAUAUAACUGCUGAUGAACAUUUGGCUGAAAAUUUGAAUAACAUGAAUAGUGAUGUUUUGCCUGAUAUUUCUAUGGAUGAAAAUUUAAGUGAUUUGAUUGAUCCGGGAAAUUGGGAGAAGAAUAUGUCACAAAGAAAGAUUGAUUUUUUGGUAGAAAAGGGUUCAAUAAGAGUUUUGGAGGAAGCAUAUCCUGUUAAUGAACAAAAUAGGAGUUUUCGUAACAAACACUACACCCGAUCUUUACUGAAUGGAGAAAAACUUGAUAGGUCAUGGCUUGUGUACUCUCGGAAGAUAGAUAAGGUGUUCUGUUUUUGUUGCGUGCUAUUUAAAAAGGAAAAGGUUGUAUCAAGUCCUUUAACAACAGCAACUAUGGGAUAUAAUGAUUGGAAAAAUAUCUACUCUAGGCUAGAUGAGCAUGAAAAGAGUAACAAUCAUUUAAAUAGUUUGACAGAUUGGAUGGAGUUAGAAACAAGGUUGAAAAAGAAGUUGACAAUUGAUUCUUAUAAUCAAAAAAUCAUAGCUGAAGAAAAAAAAUAUUGGGGUGAAGUUUUGAAGAGAAUCACGUGUGUUAUUAAAACUCUUGCUAGUAGUAAUUUGGCUUUUCGUGGGAGGAGUGGAAAACUCGAUGAUGAUAAUAGUGGAAAUUUUUUAAGUAUAAUUCGAAUGAUUGCUGAGUUUGACCCAAUAAUGGAAGAGCACCUUAGGCGUAUUCGAAAGAAAGAGAUACAUCGUGUUCAUUAUCUUGGCCAUAACAUCCAAAACGAACUAAUACUUCUGUUGGCCACUGAACUCAAGAAAAAAAUUAUUUCUACUGUGAAGGGAGCUAAAUAUUAUUCUGUUAUUCUUGACUGUACUCCUGACAUUAGUCAUGAAGAACAAAUGAGUCUUAUAAUAAGAUGUGUUGAUAUUUCUACUACUCCAAUUUCAGUGGAAGAGUUUUUUAUUGAAUUUGUGAAGGUUAGUGAAACAACUGGAGAUGCACUUUUCAUUCAACUUAAAGAAUCUCUUAGAGAUUUGAAACUUGAUCUCACUGAUAUGAGAGGGCAGGGCUACGACAAUGGUUCAAAUAUGAAAGGACAAUACAAAGGUGUAAGUGCUAGGGUGUUAAGAGAAUAUCCUAGGGCAUUUUACUCUCCAUGUGGUUGUCACUCUCUUAAUCUUGCACUUUGUGAUAUGGCAAUGAGUUCAAUUCAAGCUAAAUCUUUUUUUGGAGUGGUACAACGAAUUUAUAAAUUAUUUUAUGGUUCUACAAAACGAUGGGAGGUUCUUAAAUCUUAUGUGAAGGAUAAAAAUGGGAAUGGGCUUGCAUUAAAGUCAUGGUCGGAUACACGGUGGGAAAGUCGUAUUUCUAGCGUCAAGGCAAUAAGAUUCCAAGUUCCACAAAUAAGAGAUGCGUUACUUCAUCUAGUUGAACAUAGUGUUGAUGCCACCACCACAAGUGAUGCAAGUUCUUUAGUUAAUUUUGAUCUUCAAAACUUUGAUUUUCUUGUGGGCAUGGUUAUUUGGUUUAAGAUUCUACAGAAAGUGAAUAAAGUUAGUAAAAUUCUCCAAAGUAAGGAUAUGGAUAUUGAUGCAUGUAUUACUCUAUUACAACGUCUUAUACACUUUUUUGAAGAGUACAGGAACAAUGGUUUCAAAAAUGCAAAAGAUGAAGCUGGAAAGAUUGCUCUAGAAAUGGGGGUGGAACCAACUUUUCGUGAAACUCGUGUUCGUAGAAAAAAGAGGUUCAUUGAUGAGAGUACAAGUGAUGAGCCAAUUCAAGUUGCUGAAGAUUUUUUUCGUGUUAAUUACUUUUUACACAUUGUUGAUACUGCUCUAUCUUCGCUCAACAAAAGAUUUGAGCAAUUUAAAAAAUAUGAUUAG
Daucus carota subsp. sativus is the source of this 2109-nucleotide messenger RNA. RefSeq lists its product as uncharacterized. NCBI's taxonomy places the organism in Eukaryota, Viridiplantae, Streptophyta, Magnoliopsida, Apiales, Apiaceae. The record is from RefSeq and is a predicted model, not a curated record. Bases 1 to 2109 code for a protein of 702 amino acids. The transcript has a single exon.